Orbicella faveolata is the source of this 4435-nucleotide messenger RNA. RefSeq names its product protein NEDD1-like. Gene Ontology annotation, molecular function: gamma-tubulin binding. Gene Ontology annotation, cellular component: ciliary basal body; centriole; cytoplasm. The record is from RefSeq and is a predicted model, not a curated record. Lineage: Eukaryota; Metazoa; Cnidaria; Anthozoa; Scleractinia; Merulinidae. Gene Ontology annotation, biological process: mitotic cell cycle; microtubule nucleation.
GUGUGACCCCAGAGUCUCAGCAUUGACCAUGGAAUUGACCGUGGCGCCGUGGGCUCUAGACUGUUUCUGAAGGAUCAUGGGUCAUCUACAAGAAAAAAUGGCGGCAAUAUCGAUAUAAGGUCUGCGGUAAAUAAGCUUAUAUUUUCGCUAAAGAAAUUCAAAACAUGUGAAGACAACUCAGCCAGGACGAAAGUGUGGGGUUAAAAAGUAGGAGCAUGACAGGAAACUUAACACUUGCAUCAUCAGGGGGCGACAUAAAGAUUUGGGAAGUUCCAGAAGUAAACCUGGUGAAGUCGUUUAGUCCACACUCCCAGCCUGUUGGUUCGUUGUGUUGGAGUCCCAACAAUCAAUGUUUAGCCAGUGCUGCCAAUGACAAAGUGGUUGUCACUUAUAUCAAAGGAGAUGUAUAUGAUGAAAUUGAUAUUACUGCUGGGGAGGGAAAUACCUGUGUUUCAUUCAAUUCCUCCUCUCGUUAUUUAUUAACUGGUGGAAAAAGCAAGACUCUCAAUAUCUGGGACAUGAAAACCAGGAGCAUCAAGAAGACAUACAAGGAUCACAAGGAUAUUGUGUCUUGCUUGACAUUUAACUGGAAUGACACAGCUAUUGCUUCAGGAUCAGUCAAUGGAGAUAUUUUACUUCAUAAUGUCAUGACAGGUCAAGCCUCUGAUCCUCUCAGACUUUCAAAAACUCAGGCUGUGCGAGACAUUCAGUUUUCCCACUUCAAAAAGAGUUUGCUUGGUGCUGUAAGUGAUGAUGGAGCCCUCAAUUUGUGGGAUUCUAACACAAAAAAGCUUUCAACUUCAUUUGCCUCUGAUCACAAAGGACCAGCAACUGGACUGAGUUUCUCACCCAUGAAUGACAUGCUAUUGUGCAGUGUGGGGCUGGACAAAAGAAUUGUGUUCUAUGAUGUUCAGCAGAAAAAGUCAGUGAAAGUUAUGACAGCAGAAUCUCCUUUGACUUCUGUUGAUUUUAUGUCUGAUGGAGGAACUCUUGCCGUGGGUUCAACUAGAGGCAAAAUCUACAUCUAUGAUCUGCGUAGUGGUUCUAGUCCUGUUAAUACAAGAUUGGCACACAAGACAUCUGUUCAAUCACUUUCAUUCCAGUCAUCAACUAAGGUUAAUAGUUUAGCAAACAAUAAGAGUUUGAAGCCUGCAGUGUCAAACAUAAAGCCAACAGCACAGCUGCCAACAGAACAGUCUGCAGUAACAACUGACAAACCCUCCACACCAACUGGCCAGCCAAAAGAACAAGAUCAUGGUGUUCACACACCUUUAACACAACAAAAUGGAAAUGACCAGGAAGAUAUUUUCUCACCUUUGAGGGAAAAUAAAACUUCUGUAGUAGUUGACAACAAGGAAACUACCGUACCUGGUUCAGAUGAAGUGUCUCUCUCUAAGAACUUCAAGGAAAACAACCCACCAGAUGGAUUAGGAAUAUUCUCUCCAGUUGGAAGAAACUUGCCUGCAACAACUAGCAGUCAGUUGCAUCAUGGUGAUGGAGUGACUGGCACAGAAAAUAGCAGUGUACAGUUAGGAAGAAAUUCACCAAGGACACUAGGAGUAGCCACAACAGCUGCAGCAACACCCACAGCCCCUCAAAAUGUCAGAUUAUCUGCUGCCAGUUCUUCCAAAGACCUGAACAAUGCACAAGAUCUGGUACCAGACUCUAGUACCAGAUCCUUUGCUGACACCUCACCUGGUGUUACUGGGAGAGUACAUUUAGAAGGAGAUGAAAGACAAACAUCAGGAGAGUCACCACCUGGAUCUGUCAAGAACAGCACCAUAAGGCUGGCACAACAGUCUCCAUCCCAGCCCCGAAAGCCAGCAGGUGGUAACACAGGAACACCUGAUGAGCCUGUGAGUCAGACUAAGGCAGCUGUCACUACAGGAGAAACAGAUCAAAGUUCUAUAUUUGAUAGUGCAAAACACAGUGUAGAUCCUUUACCUAGUGUUGCUGUUGGGGUGGCAACAACUCCUGUGGCUGAUGAGGCUGCAAGCACUGCCAGUAAUGCGGGAUUAUUACCAUUUCAAGUACAGUUCAUUAAGAAUUUGAUUGAUGAAUCACUGGAUGAGUUCAGGAUGGCUUUACACAGAGAUAUUGUGAAUGUGCAGGUUGAAAUGCUUAGACAGUUUCAAAUUCAACAAAAUGAGUUAAAAGGGAUGCUUGAAAAAUAUUCUGUUAAUGAAGCACUGGUCACAGAGAUAGAGAGACUAAGAGAAGAGAACAACAGGCUUAAAUCCAAUUAUUGAAAUGGUAGGUGGACAUAUUGUGCCACACCAACUACUAGAUGUUUCUGCAACAACACAGUGGCUUGAAAUAAACAUUUACCAAUGACCCCAUUUUUAAAUUAUGUUUAUUUCUGUUCGGAAGUUAGUAGUGUUAUUAUUGGGCCUUGGUUAAAUGAUACCAGAUAGUUUGUUUACUUAGUUUGAUAGCUAAGGUUGGUAUGAAGCAUAUAUGUUACAAAGAGGUAAUCUUGAUAGUAAAUAUAACUCCUUUUGAAAGCAAAUUUGGAACUCUGGUAUUGCCAGAAACUAAAAUGCAGUAAUAUUAAUGGCAGCCUUUUAAAAGGAAGAAUAAAUGCAUGGAGGUCUACUUUUAACCUUUGUAUUUCCUAGAGGGCAAUAACUUCUAGCAAGCUUUAAAUUAUAAAAUCAGCCUCUGUAUCACACAAAAGAGGUGAUUAGUACAACUAGGUAAUAAAAUAAUGUAGUUUACUGUAAAUCCUAGAAUUAGCGCCCCCCCUCAAAUAAGUGCCCCCUUUGAAUAAGCGCCCCUCCUAUCGGCCAAAAUUUAAAUAAGCACCCUCCCUCGCAUAAGCAACCCCCUCCCCUCUCCCCAAUUUUGUGGAUGAGUAAUAAGACAACAAAGGAUGUAUAGUUUUCGUCAUGUAGUAUUAGAUUUGUGCAUUGUUUCAGUUUGUAAACAGGUUAAAUUUGGAAAAAAAAUUACAAGCACUAACGGUGCCGCAAUUUAAAGUUUAGGAUCAGCUUUUUAUGUCGAUGAACAGCUUAUGUUGUUGCAGAUGAUGUAUUAAAAAAAAUGAUCAUGUCAGGCCAUGAUUUGGGAAAAAUUAAAUAAGCAUCCCCCCUCCCCUCGAUUAAGUGCCCCCCUUGAAUAAGUGCCCCCUGCCUUCUCCUAAAUUUGAAGUAAGUGCCCCGGGCACUAAUUCAAGGAUUUACGCUACUCAGAGAAUGGGAACAAAUUGUCUACUCUGUAAGGACAAUCAUGUGAUUCUUUUAUAUCUCCCUACAUCACAGUUAAAUUUCAGCAGAAUUGACACUUGGGAAUAACCAUAAUGGGUAGCCACUGGGUCAUGGAUCACAACUAGUUAGAUUUGUUCCCCUCCUCGUUUUAAUACUGUGUGGCUCUCAAUUUUUGCGGUUCUAAGUUUUGUUUUUUUUUCCACGAUCUGCAAAAUUAUACAAUACAAAUAUCACAAGUAUGUUCUUGUCGCUACCAUCUAUCUAAAACAUCUCUUUCAUUCAGAAACAAAAUGAUGAAAUGAGAAAUAAAAAAAAGGUUUACAGGAAAGGAUCAACUGAAGGUACUCCACUAAGAAGAGUAUUCUACAAUUCUGCACAAGAGCAUGAUGCAAUUGUGAUAGAGUGACACUGAUUACUGGAUUACUGUGUUUUACAGAUCUACAUGUUAUUUCAUUUGCCAAUUGUACAUGUAUGCUGUUUAAUUAAAAAAUGUAAAAAUGUUGUUAGAAAUUUCAAUUAAUCACAACUUCCUGAAAAUCACAAAAUAAUACCCAAGAAAAACCAGUCAUUUCACAAUCGCAAAAAUUAGUUCCCGCAAAAUUGCUGAUUUGCAAAAAUAAACUCCUGCAAAAAUUUAGUGCUUCACGUUAACAGCAGCCCUAAGAAGUACCAAUGAGAUAGGUGUAGUGAGAAGUACUUUUUCUGGUUUGCAUCCAUCUGUGGUGCAGUCAUUUUCAUAUAUUUCCGGUGAAAUAUUUAACUUGUCUUUCUAAAUUAAAAAAACAUUAUUCAGUAGAGACAAAUUAGUGAUCCAGUUGGGUGCAAGGGAAAUGCUUGCAUUUUUAGUUGUCAGAAUUUUGUAUAUGAUCAGUUUCUAUACAAAACUAGAUUAUUUUCAUCAGCCAUAUAUAUGUUUCAAAAAUGUUUCAAAUAUUACCUAUGUUAUUUUACUCCCUGUAAAGUAAUUUAAUUUAAAACCAAACAUGUACGAGGGCAUCAAUAUUGUGGUUCUAAACAAACAUUCAAGAGUUUCCAAGUUUUCAAUAAGGAAGAAGUGAUUUAAAAACAUCAAAUGCUAUUUUAACUAUUUAAAAAUGGGCUGUGAAGUAUUUUCAUAGGUCACAAUGCUAUUUUGUAAAUAAAAGGUAAUGUUGUAGUUUAUCUGGUUGUAUUUUUACACUGUAGCAAAACAGGAAGUCAGCAAUAAAGUGUUUCAUGAAAAAACUUCA